AUGGGUUUACCGACCGAGGCAUUGCUCGAUAUCACUGCAAUUAAGAAGGACACUCUCGACGACAUAGACAGGGUUCAGGCAUACUUACCACAGCAGAAUGCGAGCAUGUGCCGGCUGCUGACGGAGAACGUCCAGCGUCUGGCGCCCGUCAUUAAAGACGCGAUGGACGGAGCACGGCGCACCCCAGCGUUUAUCGCGAGGUGCAACAGGGUGAGAUGUGUCGUCAAGGAGGCGGCCGCCUUGAUUGACAGUGCGGGCAGCAUGGGUGCCCUGGCUGCGUUCGUCAAGGCGCAAUCCACACAGGAGGACUUCGUUUUGGUGUCCAGGUGGCUGGGCGAGGCCGUCGCAGGGCUCAGCCCCAGUGACAAUGUAGCGCAAGGGCUCUCAGAGCAGGCACAGGCUAUUCAAGACCUUGCACAACAACUGAAGACAACGAAGUAUGAAAUUGACAUGGAUGAGCUGCAGAAGAGGCAGUACGACGACAUGCGGCACAUGCUGCACAAGAUGAGCACUGGAGCUGUCAGCCUGGAGAGAGGGACAGCAGUGCUUGCAAGCAUACUGACAGAACACAUUCAAGCCCUCCAGAGCAAGGUAGACUUACAGGUGUUCCUUGAUGAGAUAGCAACUGGCAUUUACCAUUCAAGGCAACGGUGCAAUCGCCAAGAAGAGCAAUUCCUGGAGAGGAUUGAGGCGGCUGUUUGCGAUCAAAACAAGACAUGCACUGCACCCGAUGACUUCAUGUGCCCCAUCAGCCUGCAGCUGAUGAGGAAGCCCAUGAUAGUGGUGGAGACCGGCCACACAUACGACGCCACGUCCAUUGAAGAGUGGUUUGCGACGGGGAAGAAGACCUGCCCAGAGACGGGGUUGGCCUUGGAAUCCACGCAGCUGGUCCACAACAUCACCCUUCAGCGGCUCAUCGACGACUGGGUGGAAAAGAAUGGCGACGGACAAGAAGAGCCGAUGACCCCGAGGGCCCACAGCAACCUGAAGCUGGACAACCUGCCUUCCUGGUUCUCCGAGGCGGCCCUGAGGGACCUCUUCCAGCCCCACGGCACCAUCACCUCCUGCUGCCUCCACCCCGCGGACGGCGUCACCGGCCUCAAGUCCGGCACCGUGGAGUUCGCCACCCUGCGCGAGGCCCAGGCCGCCAUGGAGGCCAUGAACGGCUUCAACCUGGGCAGCACGAAGAUCGAGGUCACCGCGGCCAAGCGCGGCGGGCGCGAGCCGGCGAUCAAGCCCGAGUGGGGGGAGGAGGCGGAGAGCCUGAGGAUGGAGCUGCUCAGGGUGGAGAACGAGCGGCUGAGGAAGCAGUUCGGGCAGACGAGGCUGUCCGACGACAAGUACAAGCCGCCCAAGACGUCGCCAUCGCUCCCGUCCACAGUGCCGUACACCAUGGCCAGCCCGGCGCUGCACAGCAACCUGUACGUCAACCGCCUGCCGCGCGGGUUUUCCGAGGGCGAGCUGAGGAAGCUGUUCGAGCCGUACGGGCAGAUCACGGCGGCCUGCGUGAUGGCGCCGGAGCCGCAGUGGGAGCACAACUACGGGUUCGUGGAAUUCGAGAGCGUGGAGCAGGCCAACGCGGCGGUCGCGGCCAGGGACGGCUUCCUGGUGGGCGGCAACCCGAUAGGGGUCCAGUUCGCGCUCAAGGGGAGGCGCGAGCCCAGCGUGCGGCCGGCGGACAUGAAGCGGUGGAGGUAG
Molecule: messenger RNA, 1698 nt
Organism: Ostreobium quekettii
Lineage: Eukaryota; Viridiplantae; Chlorophyta; Ulvophyceae; Bryopsidales; Ostreobiaceae
Source: the annotation of a GenBank genome assembly